Messenger RNA from Myotis lucifugus (little brown bat), 2363 nucleotides. It is a transcript of the gene LMBR1L, whose product is annotated as limb development membrane protein 1 like. Gene Ontology annotation, biological process: receptor-mediated endocytosis; signal transduction. Gene Ontology annotation, molecular function: transmembrane signaling receptor activity. Lineage: Eukaryota; Metazoa; Chordata; Mammalia; Chiroptera; Vespertilionidae. The coding region runs from base 180 to 1829 and encodes 549 amino acids. The transcript has 17 exons. The record is from RefSeq and is a predicted model, not a curated record.
UAAGGGCGGGGCGUCCGGACGUCUGAAUCUGGACCUCAGAUUACCUACCCCGAGUUUCCGUCGCAGGCUGCGAGGAAAGGCUCCUCGGCUGGGUCCGGGUGCUUGGCGGCGGCGGCUUUAUCCCCGCCGGUCCUCCCCGGGCCCGGAGACACCCCCGCCCCAGUCAUGCGGAGCAGAGUAUGGAAGCAGCUGACUACGAAGUGCUAUCCGUGCGAGAGCAGCUAUUCCACGAGAGGGUCCGCGAAUGUAUUAUCUCAACACUUCUGUUUGCAACACUCUACAUCCUCUGCCACAUCACCCUGACCCACUUCAAGAAGCCUGCUGAGUUCACUACAGUGCUCCCACACCCAGGACCAGAGACCUCCGUGACCGCUGGGACCCCAGGACCUGGUGAUGGUGGCCUUUCUCUUUCCAAUCUGUGCUCAGAUUGGAGCUUUCCUUCCUUGGAUGAUGAAGAUGCCACAGUCAACAAGAUUGCGCUCGAGCUCUGCACCUUUACCCUGGCGGUUGCCCUGGGUGCCGUACUGCUCCUGCCCUUCUCCAUCAUCAGCAACGAGGUGUUGCUCUCACUGCCUCGGAACUACUACAUCCAGUGGCUCAACGGCUCCCUCAUCCAUGGCCUCUGGAACCUCGUUUUUCUCUUCUCCAACCUGUCCCUCAUCUUCCUCAUGCCCUUUGCAUACUUCUUCACUGAGUCUGAGGGCUUCGCCGGCUCCAGAAAGGGUGUCCUGGGCCGAGUCUACGAGACAGUGGUAAUGUUGAUGCUCCUUACUCUGCUGGUGCUGGGCAUGGUGUGGGUGGCGUCAGCCAUUGUGGACAACAAGACCAGCAGGGAGUCACUCUAUGACUUCUGGGAGUACUACCUCCCCUACCUCUACUCCUGCAUUUCCUUCCUUGGGGUCCUGCUGCUCCUGGUGUGUACUCCGCUAGGUCUCGCCCGCAUGUUCUCGGUUACUGGGAAGCUGCUGGUCAAGCCGCGGGUGCUGGAAGACCUGGAAGAGCAGCUGUACUGCUCAGCCUUUGAGGAAGCAGCUUUGACCCGCAGGAUUUGCAGUGAGUUGCAAUUCUUCCCAGGUGGGAUGAUAGGCAUGGCUUGGGCAAGGGCAGCACCAUCUUCUCUGCUCUCAGAUCCCACCUCCUGCUGGUUGCCUUUGGACAUGGAGCUGCUGCACAGACAGGUGCUGGCUCUGCAGACACAGAGGGUCCUACUGGAGAAGCGGUGGAAGGCUUCAGCCUGGCAGCGGAACCUGGGUUAUCCCCUGGCCAUGCUGUGCUUGCUGUUAUUGACGGGCCUAUCCGUGCUCAUUGUGGCCAUCCACAUCCUGGAGCUGCUCAUCGAUGAGGCUGCCAUGCCCCGGGGCAUGCAGGGUGCCUCCCUGGGCCAGGUCUCCUUCUCCAAGCUGGGCUCCUUUGGUGCUGUCAUUCAGGUUGUACUCAUCUUUUAUCUGAUGGUGUCCUCGAUUGUGGGAUUCUACAGUUCUCCACUCUUCCGGGGCCUGCGGCCCAGAUGGCAUGACACAGCCAUGACACAGAUAAUCGGGAACUGUGUCUGUCUCCUGGUCCUAAGCUCAGCACUUCCUGUCUUCUCUCGAACCCUAGGACUCACUCGCUUUGACCUGCUGGGUGAUUUUGGACGCUUCAACUGGCUGGGCAAUUUUUACAUCGUAUUCCUCUACAAUGCAAUCUUUGCGGGCCUCACCACUCUCUGUCUGGUGAAGACCUUCACCGCAGCUGUUCGGGCAGAGCUGAUCCGGGCUUUUGGACUGGACAGACUGCCAUUGCCUGUCUCUGGUUUCCCCAGGGCAUCUAGGAAGACCCAACACCAGUGACCUCUAAUUGGGGGUGAGAGGGAAAAAACUGGACACUGCCAUCUGCUACCCAGUCCUGAAGCGACACCAGGAGUGGGUGAUCCUUAAGACCUGGAAUCUGAGAGGGGUGGGUGGCAGAGGGGAGCUGAGCCAUCUGCACUGUUGCAUAAUCUGAGCCAGAGUUUGGGACCAGGCCCCCUUGUUUUUCCAGAUUUAACUGUGGGCCUUAGCAUGGGGUGGGACUGGGUGACUUGGGUCUGGCUCCUGGUCCCAAAUCCGUUAACACAUCAAUCUGCCUCACUGCUAUUCCAGGCCAUGCCUGUAGCCAUGUUUACAUGAUUUGAUGUGCAAUAGGGUUGGGUGGGGACAGGGGAGGGACUGAGCAGGGGCAGAUGUGGGGGGCAAAUUGUCUCCCUUUGCCUCUGGUCCAGAAGAACCUAAGCACUGUGCUAUCCUGGAGGGACUUUGGACCACCAGAGAGGUGAGGGUGUGGGAAAGAAAAGGGCACAACCAUCAGCAAUAAAGUUGAUCCCAAGGUUUGCUUUGGUUUUUUUU